Sporothrix schenckii 1099-18 is the source of this 3303-nucleotide messenger RNA. Its product is annotated as protein-serine/threonineeeee kinase. Gene Ontology annotation, molecular function: ATP binding; protein serine/threonine kinase activity. The transcript is spliced from 2 exons. The record is from RefSeq and is a predicted model, not a curated record. Bases 1 to 3303 code for a protein of 1100 amino acids. Gene Ontology annotation, biological process: protein phosphorylation. Lineage: Eukaryota; Fungi; Ascomycota; Sordariomycetes; Ophiostomatales; Ophiostomataceae.
AUGACUCCAACGAAUGGAAUUGACGAAUCCAGCAGGUCUGCUGCGGCCGACGACGACGGCACGGAUCAGAUCGGCUCAGACACUCCCCGCUCCGGUGUGGCUACACCGCAACCGGACCUCCACGACAAACGUUUGCCAGGCAUCAUGAGUUACUUCAAUCAGGUUCGUCCUGCAUCUUUUAAACGCCUGCUCUCAGGCAACUUCACUCUACCCUCGAGACCUUCCUCUGCCUCCUCCAACACCCCCAGCACUGCCAGCACAAGCACUGCCAAUUUUGCAAUUCCUGCAACCACCCCCAACUCUACCUCCGCACCUGCAUAUGCCUCUGCGCCGAAAGCCGCCGAAGAUGUCUUGCCGAGCAUGACGCCGUCACAAACACAGCCGCAACGACCACCAUCGCCGACGACAAAUCUGCCCCAACCAGAGGAUUCGAUUACAAUUUCAAUAGUGACGGCAGCACCGCCCAAGUCUCGGCCACGGCCAUCACUUUCCAAGACCACCAACGCCAGUUACUCCCGCAAUACCGAGACAUCCCCCUCAAUACGGGGCGACGCCAUGACACAGCAACAUUCGAAAACCGAACUUGAAGAGAGCCAGAGCAAGAGUCACAGCGAAAGCUGGCAACUUGACGAACCGCAUCCAGAACCAUUGCCAAAUCCGCCGCCAUUACAGCAACCACAGCCGCCACGAGAACAAACGGCGCCCACCGGAGACGAGUCUCUGCCUUCAGAAAGCUUAGCAGCAGCCGCACAUUCGUCGUUGCACCCAUAUCCGACACCGCCAGCGUCCAUACGAGGCGCAGUCGGGACUGGAAGCGGUGGUAGCGGGGGAGGAGCGGCAGGGGUAGCAAAGGAAGGCACAGAAGCAGUCUCUACCAAAAACGGCGCCGGGGCACCGGGUGCUGCGGGCAGCACCAUUUCCAAUCCGUGGGACGUCCCGUGGACUUUUCGUAGCCACAAGAAAAGCGUGUCCGAUGUGCUCGAGGCGCGUGGCCGGCAGGAGUCUUCGUCGUCUACUACACCUUUGACCGGCGUUGUCACACCGUCCAGCGUGCUUGCUCGUCACUUUUCUAUCCCUUCUAUUCCGUCCCUUGCUACUCCUUCCUCCACCUCCACCUCCUCCAAUACCCCCGCGUCUACCCGCUCUCCCUCCGUGACCCCAGGCGGUCCGCGUGCCUCCACGGCGCCGGAUACGCCAGCUGGUGUUGGAUCACCAGUGGCCGACGCGUCUGCGCCCGCUGCUGUCUUGCGUUCCGCGUCUGUGAGCCAACUGAAAAAGCUAACAAUGACACGUUUGAAGAGCGGUCAGUCCACACCGACACGGUCGUUAUCUGCUGCCCAGUCUCACGCUACCGAGUCUCAUGCCAGCCCCGCGCCCACGUCUGUCAACGAGAGUACAGCAACAACCAUGAGCCGAGAUGGUGACGAUAGCAGCCGGAGCCGCGCUGCCUCUAUUACUCCGACCUCGCAAGGUGCCCAAGCACCCGCACCCAAGGGCAAGCUCACAAUUAAAAUCACUGAGGCUCGGGGUCUUCGGCGGACACGCGACCCGUAUGUUGUUGCUGUGUUCCAGCGCAGCGAGCUGAUUUCUGGCGGCCCCCGCUCCCCCGAUGACGGCGAGGACGCGGUGCUCCCCGGUGUGGCUAUUAGUAGCAUCCCCAUCCAGCGUCAAGCAAGCGAUAGUGGCCGCCCCAUGGCGAUUCCUAUGCGGAGCCGGCAGAGCAGCAACACAAGCAUCACAGACUAUGGCGCUUUCCGAAACCGUACCGUGCGGCGGUCGCUCACAAACCCCAAAUGGGACGCAGAAGCUGUUUUUGAUGUUGUCGACUCCAACAUGCUGGUUGAUAUCUCCGUUUACGACCAUGUGCAAUCUGGCGAGGAAUUCCUGGGCCACGUCGACUUCCAGGCCAACAGCUCGGAGAAGGAAGGUCCUGUCCGCGGCUGGUUCCCUCUGCGCGGUCACGCUGAUACCAUUGCCGAAAACAUACCCACCGGCGAAGUGUAUGUCGAAGCUUUCUACCAGCGGACCGAGCGCAAGCACUACGGACCGGACGACUUUGAGAUCCUGCGUUUGAUCGGCAAAGGCACGUUUGGCCAAGUGUACCAGGUUCGCAAGAAGGACACACACCGGAUCUAUGCGAUGAAGGUACUCUCCAAGAAGAAGAUUGUACAGAAGAAGGAGGUUGCCCACACCGUCGGUGAGCGCAACAUUCUUGUCCGUACUGCAACGUCGGACUCGCCAUUUAUCGUCGGUCUCAAGUUCUCGUUCCAGACGCCAUCUGACCUGUACCUGGUCACCGACUAUAUGUCUGGUGGUGAGCUCUUCUGGCACUUGCAGAAGGAGGGCCGUUUCGAGGAGGGCCGUGCCAAGUUCUACAUUGCGGAGCUGAUUCUGGCAAUCGAGCAUCUACACAACAACAACAUCGUUUACCGUGAUCUUAAGCCGGAGAACAUUCUGCUGGACGCCAAUGGCCACAUUGCCCUGUGCGACUUUGGGCUGUCGAAGGCCAACCUGACCAAGAACGACACCACCAACACCUUCUGCGGAACGACCGAAUACCUUGCACCGGAAGUCCUGCUGGACGAGGCCGGAUACACGAAGAUGGUCGAUUUCUGGUCGUUGGGUGUGCUCGUGUUCGAAAUGUGUUGUGGAUGGAGCCCUUUCUAUGCCGAGGAUACGCAGCAAAUGUACAAGAACAUUGCUUUUGGCAAGGUCCGGUUCCCGAAGGACACUCUCUCGGCAGAGGGCCGGAGUUUUGUCAAGGGCUUGCUGAACCGCAACCCAAAGCACCGUCUUGGUGCCACCAAAGAUGCCGCCGAAUUGAUGGAACACCCCUUCUUCCGGGACAUCGACUGGGACGCACUGUCGAAGAAGCUGAUCACGCCGCCUUUCAAGCCGAAAUUGAAGUCGGACACGGAUGUGUCGUACUUUGACCCCAUCUUUACCGACGCCAUGGACAAGAGCGGCUCUCUUAACGAGCGCGCCGCUGCUCUGGCCCGUGGUAUCGCCACAUCCACCCCGCUGUCGCCGUCGAUGCAGGCGAACUUCCAGGGCUUCACGUUUGUGGAUGAGAGCGCUCUAGAAGACAACAUGAGGGGCCGUCCGUCGUACAACAAUGACGAUUUUGACGAUGACAUGCACGAUGCUGGCAACUCGUACCACAAUUCACAUGGUGGUCACAAGGACGACGAGUGGGACGAUAUCAACGACAUCGAUCCGAGAAAUGCUAACCGCAUGAGCGGCAUCGUUCGGACAACAACAAACGACGAACACAUGUUUGGGGAUACUCACUUUGACAUGUAG